Messenger RNA from Lachancea sp. 'fantastica', 846 nucleotides. NCBI's taxonomy places the organism in Eukaryota, Fungi, Ascomycota, Saccharomycetes, Saccharomycetales, Saccharomycetaceae. The record is from the annotation of a GenBank genome assembly.
AUGCCAAAGACUAUUGCAACAGGACUGGAAGUUCCCCGUCCAGCACCAAAAUUGCCCAAAAAUGUGAAGGACAUGUUCUCGCUCAAGGGCAAAGUAGCAUGUAUUUCAGGAGCAUCUUCCGGCAUCGGUGGUGCUGUUGCUGUAGCUUUUGCCCAAGCUGGUGCUGAUAUUGCAGUGUGGUAUAAUUCACACGACGGUUUGAUUCAAACGGCCAAAGAACUGGCAGAAGAAUACAACGUCAAAGUCAUCGCUUACAAGUGUCCUGUCACAGACGAAAGAAAAGUGUACGACACAAUCCAGCAGGUUUUGAAGGAUUUUGGUGGGAAAAUCGAUGUGUUCGUGGCCAACGCUGGUGUAGCAGGGUCUACAGGCGCUCUUGUGGAGGCCGAAGAACGUGGAGAAGCAUCUGAAGAGUGGGACAAGAUUCUGCAAACCAACUUCCAAGGUGUGUACUAUUGCAGCAAAUUUAUCGGAUCCGUCUUCAAAAAACAGGGCCAUGGUUCGCUGAUUGCCACGGCUUCGAUGUCGGGCCACAUCGUCAACGUGCCCCAGUUGCAAACCUGCUACAACGCAACAAAAGCUGCGGUCAUUCAUAUGGCCAAAUCGCUUGCAGUCGAGUGGUCAGGCUACGCCCGUGUGAACACGGUUUCUCCCGGGUACAUCACCACGCCUAUAAGCGUUUUUGCAGGCGCGGAAAUCAAGGAAAAAUGGCUGGAACUAACGCCAAUGGGAAGAGAGGGUUUGCCGGAAGAGCUGGUCGGGGCAUAUUUGUAUUUGGCCUCGGAUGCGUCCACUUUCACCACCGGCUCCGACAUUGUCGUAGACGGUGGCUACUGUUGUAUUUAA